Molecule: messenger RNA, 4997 nt
Organism: Brassica rapa (field mustard)
Lineage: Eukaryota; Viridiplantae; Streptophyta; Magnoliopsida; Brassicales; Brassicaceae
Source: RefSeq, a predicted model, not a curated record
AAACAACCAAUUAAACAAUUUCUAUAAAAUUUUAUUGUUGUUAUAUUUAAAAGAUCUUCGGUUCCAUUUUAUCUUCUUGAAUAUGAUAAAUUAUAAAAUCUUAUCCGUCGUAACAUUCAAAAUGCAACUAAAAGUUUCUUUAAAAAUUCAGAGAAAAAAGAGUGAACAGUGUAUGUCGAACUCCUGGUUCCCUUCGAGCAAUGCUUCCGCCAUGUCCCCGUCGCGUUUCACUGCUGGUGAUGGCUCCAUCAAAAUCUUGUCCGUCAUAAUUCAUAAGAUCUUCAGUUCCAUUUUGAAUUGUGCAAUAUGCUUUCCAUUGUCCGUCAUAACAUUUCUAAAUCUGUUCUUUUAUGCCCAUAAAUUAUAUAAGUGAUAUAUCAAGUCAUAUCCAUCUACCAAACAUAUAUUCUCCAAGCAUAAGGCUUGAGAUGUUUACAGUUGGUUGUACCAACUCUGCAUUUGGUUUAUUUGCUAUGAAGUUAGGGGUUAAACCGAUUUCUUUUCUUACAUAUCUUAUCAGUUUAAACGGAUUUCUAUCGAUCUUUCUAAAUAGUUUAUCAUUUUUUUUUUUUUGCAAAGACACCAAAUUAUUCAUAAACAAGGGUCUAUGUCUAUCUCUAAAUCCACGAUAUUAUUCUUCCACCAAAAAAAGAUAAUCUAUAUCAGUGAAUAUGCUGAACACAUGUAAAAUAUGAAGAUGAAAUGGUGUAACUGCUAGAACCCACGUUUAAAUCGCUGAAAGACAUUUAAAGAUCGCAUGCGUAAUAUACUCGUGUAGUUCCCCACAUCCAAAACAAAUAUUGUCACAUCGCAUGUGAUUGUGAUUUCCAUUUAAUCUGUUUAAACGGUGAUCAUAAAUAUAAGUACAUAGAUAUUUUUUUGGUAAAAUAUAAGUACAUAGAUAUAUUCAUGUAAAAAGGAUUUCAGAAGAUUUGUUGAUUAUUCAUGUAUAUUAUUUGUAGUUUUUGUGAAAUUGAUUUAGUGUCUUAUUUUAAAACACUGUUACCAAGAUUGGUCAUGAGUAUUUAAGGAUUAAUAAAACUAAUUUAGAAAUAUAUAUUCAUAUAUUAAUUUGAAUAAAUUUAAGAAUCCAAAGCUAAUGUUUCACUUUUGUACAAAAACUUGUAGUAACCAAAUCUUGUUAUCUUUCUUGAUAUAACAUAAUAAUAUUUAUAAAUUUUAAAAUCGUAACAUUACAUACAGUACAAUGUUCAAAAUGUUAACACUCAAGUUUUUUUCAUAAUCCAUAUUAAAAGGGAUUUAAGUUAAUAAAAAUAUCACAUAUCUGUCGUUGUAAUAAUAUAGUGUACUAUUUAUUAAUCAAAUUUUCACAAAAGUCUUUCUCAUUUAAAAAAACAAAAUUACUUAAUAUAAUUUAAAAUAAAUAUGACAAUUAAUGAUAUUAGAUAAUAAAAAUCUGAUAACAAUGUAUAUAUCAUCUAUCAUUAAAAAAAUACUAUUAAAAUAAAUUCUUACAAAUAGCUCUUUUUAAGUUUUUGUCACAAAAUAGCCUUAAAAAACAAAAUAGUCCAUUUUUAUUUUAAAAAUUUUAAAAAUUAUUUUUUAUUUUAAAAAAUUUGAAACUCUAUCCUCGAAACCCCACCUCUUAAUUCUAAACUCUAAUUCUAGAAUAGUUAACUCUAUGGUAAAAAUGUAUUUUUACCCUUUAAUAAAAUUUCUUUUGGUCAUUUUUCUCAUUAAAAGCUAUUUCUGUGACAAAAAUUUAAAAAUUGUUAUCCUAAGAAAUCUCUUUUAAAAUAAACUAAACAAUUACAUCAACCAUAUAAUAAAAAUUUAGAUUUUUAUAUAUGUUAUAUUUUGAAUUUUUAAUAGUGAGUGUAAUUUAUUAAAACUGUUAAAAAUCUCAUAUUAAAAAUUAUGUGAUCAAUGGUUUAAACUUUUGUAAUAAAUACAACUAAUCAUAAAACAUAUAAUUGAGAAAACUGACCUAUAUAUUAAAAUAUAAUAUAUAUCUAUGUUAAUAUUUUAAUGAUAUAAUAAAAAAAUAUUGUUUUGAUUUAUUUACCAUACAAAAUGAUUAUAAGUAAAUAAGAAUAUUUGUUUUUGAUUCAUGAGCUCGUUUCAAUUUAAUUAUAUAUAUAAUAGUUAUUUGCUUCUAAGUUAUUCAAUAUAUAUAUAUAUAUAUUUAUAAUUGAUAAAUACACUUAUAAUAAAUAAUAAUACAUAAAAAUAAGUUGUGUAAACUAUGCUAAUUCCACUUUCAUGAAUCGUACCACUAUCAUACUAUUAAUUAAAAACUUUGGAUGAAUUGAUAAUGAUCUUUAGUGUCCCUGUUAAGAUUAGUGGGAACUUAAAUAAGAAUUGAUAUGGUUUAGUUGCGUUAUAUCUAUACGAAAGAGAUCGAUUCAAUUUUUAUUUUUGAUCGAUUCAAAUAUUGAUUUAGUCAUUUGUUCUAAAACGAAACCUGCUUUCAAAUUAAAUAGAAAUGAUUAAAAGAAAUCAUUUAUAUAUUAUCACAUAGAUAAAAACGUUACAAAUAUAUACAUUUUUGUUAGGAAAAUAAAAUAAAUAUGUUCUUUGGGUAUCAAAGAGAGCUGAUUCCCAAACAACAAAUUUACAUCAUAACUUUCAAAAUUACAAGCACAUGGAAGAUAUAAGAACAACCAUGGAGUAAAAGCUGAUUCCCAAACAACAAAUUUAGCUAUGGUCUACGUCUUCGACUAAAAAAAGAUUGUACACACAUUGAUUAUACACAAAUCUCCUAGGUGUUUCUUACAUCAAACAACUCCUCAGAUAUAAAAAAAAAAAGCAAAAAUAGUGGUUACAUUGACCAUAAAUUAAUAUAUGGUCAUUAUGGCCAGUCAAGUAGCCAAAGUCAAUGACUGCUCUACCACGAUCUCAGAGUUUCUAGAAUUAUUAUUCUUGGACAACUAAACAAAAGUUUAUAAAUUUGUAACCACAACUAAACAAAGACACUAUUAUUUGUUUGAUAUUGUCUAAACAAAAUUUAUACACAAGUAGUCUAACAACCAGAUCUUUUUAAAGCACCUCGCAUUCUCUCAAAUCUAAACGAUUCUCAAGAACAAGAACAAAAAAAAAAAGAGCUACGAGAUGUCUUCGUCAAGGCCAGACCAGCACACACUCCAUCAUUUCACCCAUAUUCAUCCAUUAACGAAGGUUGACGGAUAUGGCGAGUUCACAUGCGGUGGCUGCAAAACUUUUGGCUUUGGGAAGACCUACCGUUGCUCCUGGUGCGACUACAAUCUUCACGAACACUGCGCUACGUGCUCCCCUACUCUCUUCAGCUUCAUCCACCCACAACACGAGCUCAAACUAGUCUUUAGAGGACCAGAGCAAACGCACCAUGAAAAACGUAUGUGCAACAUCUGCGACGAACCAGCCGAAGGGCUCUUUUACCAAUGCCAUCAUUGUGGCUUCGACGUCCAUCCACUCUGCACACAGCUGCCUCAGCGCGUGAGACACGUGCCUCACUCCGCUCAUCCUUUAGAGUUGAGUCACUGGGGAGCGAGCCGCACGUGCAAGGUUUGCAGCGGUGCAAUCAGGUCUUGGCGGUACAAGUGUAGCCCAUGUGGUUUAGAUGUUCACAUGGAAAGUGUUAAUACGUCUGCAGCGUCAGUAGCAACAAUUCAGCAGAGGUGUUAUGGGCCACAACCGCAUUAUCACCCUUCUCAGUAUUAUCAUCCUUAUUACAAUCAUGGAUAUACAAACCAUCAAGGUCAGGUUCAAGAGUCCACUCCGAGCAUAGGAAGAAGAAUGUUUGGCAUUUUAAUGGCUCUAACCGUUGGGGUUAUCUGCAAUAUUGUCGCUGCGCCGGUCUCUGAUGCCUUUACUGGCGGCUUCUGAAAUGGCACUUCUCUUAUAUGCUGCCGUUAUAUAUGCUUAUUUUUAUCUAUUUCUUGUGUGGUUGUUUUUUUUUUCAAUUUUUUUUAUAAAUAUAUUAAAAAUGUAAUUAAAAAAUUUAAAAAGCAAGUGUUAUCACCACCACUUAUACGCAACAUGAUAUAGCCAGAACAUGAUCCAUCACACUGCAAAACCAUUCAACGUACCAUAAAUAUACAGUAUGUUAUCACUUAGCAGAUUCUACGAUAUGCCGCUUUUUCAGUCGAAUUUACAAGGAUUUAAUUAUCAUUUAGGUAUUAGUUUUAUUUCAAACUAACAAACAACCAUAUCUUGUCAUAACUUACCUUGUUAUGUGACACUUGUCUUGAUCUUUGUGAAUUUGAUCUUAAUUAUUAAUAUUUUGAUUUGGUGUAGCAGUGCUGAAGCUUAACUCUCCCACUCCCGAGCGUACGCGAACGUAACACAUCUAACAAAUCCACUCAUCAGGACAUAAUUUUCUAUCAAUAUAUGUUUGAUCCUCAUUACAUUUUUUUAUUUAAUUUAUAGUUCCCAAAGUUCAUUAUUCAUAUGUAUACUUAAAAGUAGGCAUAGGCGUUUGGGUACCUGUUCAGGUUCGGAUUUUCGGAUGGAGAGAUACAAAACCCGUUCGGAUUAUUUUAUACACCGGAUUGGGUUCGGGUUUUUAGGGUUUGGGUUCGGAUUAUUUCGGGUAUAAUCGAACUGUGUAACAAAUAAAAAAAAAAUCUAUGUAUCCUUAUUUGACUUUGUGAGACCAGAAACAAUAUUGUUGAAGUUAGAAGAUUGAGCAACUUAAUAUAAGAUUUAUGAUCUUUCUGAUUUGUUAUUACGUUGAGAAACACGAGUCUAUAUUCUUUUCUUCGUGUAAUUUCUAUAUGUAUUAUCUUGAAUAGAAAAUGGUAAAGAAUCCAUCUAUUCAUAAAUCAAAAUCAAAUAGACAUCAAAAUCAAACAGAAAUCAAACCUGGAUAAUCAUGAAUGUUUGAGCUCAUGCAUGUGUAAAGAGUAAAAAGAAAACAAAUCGCAAAUCCUACUUGUAAUCAAAUAUAAAUAAAAAUCGCAAAAUAUAGUGAUUCAUACAUGUAAUCAAUCAUAAAAUGAGUUUAAAUAUGUACUAGACAUAUACGUUGAAGAAGAAGAAGAUGGAAAGAUGAAUGA